GGAGCAGCCAUGAUGGAAGGCCUGGACGACGGCCCCGACUUCCUCUCUGAGGAGGACCGCGGACUUAAAGCAAUAAAUGUAGAUCUUCAAAGUGAUGCUGCUCUGCAGGUGGACAUUUCUGAUGCUCUUAGUGAGAGGGAUAAAGUAAAAUUCACUGUUCACACAAAGAGUUCAUUGCCAAAUUUUAAGCAGAACGAGUUUUCUGUUGUCCGACAGCAUGAGGAGUUUAUUUGGCUUCAUGAUUCCUUCGUUGAAAAUGAAGACUAUGCAGGUUAUAUCAUCCCACCAGCACCACCAAGACCUGAUUUUGAUGCUUCAAGGGAAAAACUACAGAAACUUGGAGAAGGAGAAGGGUCAAUGACAAAGGAAGAAUUCACAAAGAUGAAACAGGAACUGGAAGCUGAAUAUUUGGCAAUAUUUAAGAAGACUGUUGCAAUGCAUGAAGUGUUCCUGUGUCGUGUGGCAGCACAUCCUAUUUUGAGAAAAGAUUUAAAUUUCCAUGUCUUCUUGGAAUAUAAUCAAGAUUUGAGUGUACGAGGAAAAAAUAAAAAAGAGAAACUUGAAGAUUUCUUUAAAAACAUGGUUAAAUCAGCAGAUGGAGUCAUUGUUUCAGGAGUAAAGGAUGUAGAUGAUUUCUUUGAGCAUGAACGAACAUUCCUUUUAGAGUAUCAUAACCGAGUUAAGGAUGCAUCUGCUAAAUCUGAUAGGAUGACAAGAUCCCACAAAAGUGCUGCAGAUGAUUACAAUAGAAUUGGUUCUUCAUUAUAUGCCUUAGGAACUCAGGAUUCUACAGAUAUAUGCAAGUUUUUUCUCAAAGUUUCAGAACUGUUUGAUAAAACAAGAAAAAUAGAAGCACGAGUGUCUGCCGAUGAGGACCUCAAGCUUUCUGAUCUUUUAAAAUAUUACUUAAGAGAAUCUCAAGCAGCUAAGGAUCUCCUCUAUCGAAGAUCUAGGUCACUAGUGGAUUACGAAAAUGCUAAUAAAGCCCUGGAUAAAGCAAGAGCAAAAAACAAAGAUGUUCUACAGGCUGAAACAUCUCAACAGUUAUGCUGUCAGAAAUUUGAAAAAAUAUCUGAGUCUGCAAAACAAGAGCUUAUAGAUUUUAAGACAAGAAGAGUUGCUGCGUUCAGAAAAAAUUUAGUGGAACUGGCAGAGUUAGAACUGAAGCAUGCAAAGGGUAACCUGCAAUUGCUGCAGAACUGCCUGGCGGUGUUAAAUGGGGACACAUAAGCCACACUCCACCUUCCUGUUAAAAAGGGCUGCCUUCCUUCAGAUUUUAUUUUUGUCUUCUUAAUGAUGUUAGGCAUCUAUGCUCACUGGAAACAAACCGCUGAAAAGUGCAACUACUCUUUCUCUGGGAAACUGGAGCAGCCGUCCGUGCACAGGUGACGCAGGCUGUGGUGUGACGCUGCACCGUUUUCCAGGACGGUUGUCUGUCGUCAUGUGCUCAUCUUACUCGGAAGUCCAGAGUUUGGUCUUUUUCAAGUAGCCUCUAUAACUGUGUUUAUUUUAUAUAAAUAGUAUUUCUUGUGGCUGCCAAUUUUAUUUACCUUCAAGUAAUUUCUGAAGUUUAACCCUUUUAAAAUACAUGUUCAAACAAGAUAAAGAUUGCCUUUCUUGAAUUUUUUUUUUUGAAUUUUUUUUUAAAAGCAUUGUAUACCACCUUAGUUCAUCCAUGUAUCCUGGUGUUAAGCAUCUUAAUCAGACUUAUUUUUAAUUAAUGGAUAUUUCUUAGAAGUUUUGGGACAGACUUUAUGUAAUCUUUACAAGUUUGAUUUCUGAAGAAAAGCAAAUGCAUCGGUAUGUUUGCCUUAAACUUAUAGACUAAACCAAUUAUUGUAAAAUAAACAGCGAUAACUGAUAGUUUUUAACUGAUCAUUUUAUCACUCUAAAAUUUGGAGUAGCUAUAAUAAACCUACUCCUGUAUUAUGCUUUCUAGUGCAGGUCUUGAUUUUUCGUUUUUAUUUCUUGUAAAAUGUCAUAUUGAACCAAGUUUACCAAUACCUUUACAACAGAAUGACCUGCUCUUCCUUGUCUGCUUCAUAGAAGGUGGAAUUGGGAGGACACAGAGUAAGUUGUUUCUGAAAUACAGGAGCAGAGCAGUCUGGUAGGGUUUCCUGGAUUCCGUCCCUAGCUCAGCAAAUUCACCGAGACGUGUGCCGUUGAGCCAUUUUCCAGGUGUCAUGCCAGUGUGUAGAUUGGCAUGUAGAGGGACGUGUCUGCUAAAAGGAACAGCACUGGCCUGUGGAAAAAGGCAGAGUAUUUGGGAUAAAAGUUGGUGUAGAGACAUGAUACUAAUUGCUUGUAGCUUACAAAUACUGGCCUUUCUAAUGUGCAGACAUUACUGUCAUUCCUCGCUAAACGGGAUGAGUUCUCCACUGUCUUGUCUUUGGGCUGCUCACCUCUUGGGUGGGUUCCUACUUUACAUUUCCCAGCCCGUUCUGAAGAAUGUCUGAGCUCAGUUUCACUGACCGUUGUGAUUCCAGCCUUUCUCAGCAGCAUGUUCUCUUGUCACUUACAUACUGACCAUUCCAUCUCUGUAGACAUGUUCUCCGGGACUGUGUCAGCUGUUACAUUCUCUGUUGGUGACAGAUCUGUGUGCUGUCCUUCAUGUAACUUUCAUUUGAAAACACGCCCAUGCAGUGUCCACCAACAGGUUAAGGCAGGACCAAGAGCCCAGGCUUCUGGAAUCACCCCUACACCAGUGGCUCUUGUGGGCUCAAGCAGGUUUGGGCAGGUUCCCUUAACUUCUGCCUCCGUUCUCUACUCUGAAGGACACAUUGACCUACCUCACAGGGGUGUUGUGAGGAUUAAUAAAUGUUGGUACCGUG
This is a messenger RNA of Tupaia belangeri chinensis (Chinese tree shrew), 2831 nucleotides long. It is a transcript of the gene SNX6, whose product is annotated as sorting nexin 6. The record is from RefSeq and is a predicted model, not a curated record. The coding region runs from base 10 to 1230 and encodes 406 amino acids. NCBI's taxonomy places the organism in Eukaryota, Metazoa, Chordata, Mammalia, Scandentia, Tupaiidae. Gene Ontology annotation, cellular component: endosome. Gene Ontology annotation, biological process: retrograde transport, endosome to Golgi; intracellular protein transport. The transcript has 14 exons. Gene Ontology annotation, molecular function: dynactin binding; phosphatidylinositol binding.